Haliotis rufescens (red abalone) is the source of this 1069-nucleotide messenger RNA. RefSeq names its product HIG1 domain family member 1A, mitochondrial-like. The transcript has 3 exons. Gene Ontology annotation, biological process: mitochondrial respirasome assembly. The record is from RefSeq and is a predicted model, not a curated record. Bases 138 to 461 code for a protein of 107 amino acids. NCBI's taxonomy places the organism in Eukaryota, Metazoa, Mollusca, Gastropoda, Lepetellida, Haliotidae. Gene Ontology annotation, cellular component: mitochondrion.
UAAGAAAGGUCAGUCAGUCAGUUACCCACACUUCCGGUCACGUCCGAAUGUCAAACUGAGAGCGUGUUACGAAAGGAUCCUGGAGGUCUCUACGUUUUCGAUUCACCUACAUCUUGAGUUUCCCUAAUAUUUCGUAAAUGCCAGAUAUGUCGUCAGAAACAAAACGUGUAGAUCCUCCACAGUGGGAAGAUUCUGUGAGUGCAGAAUCAAAACUGUGGCGAAAAGCAAAAGAAGCACCAUUUGUGCCAAUAGGAAUCCUUGGUCUUCUGGGUGCUGUCACAUACGGAGCAGUGAUGUACAAGAGACGGGGACAGAUGUCCACAUCGGUGUACCUCAUGCAGUUUCGUGUCAUCUCUCAAGGCAUGGUGGUGGGAGCCAUCACGCUAGGCAUUGGAGCAACUGUUGUGCCAGGUCUAUGGAAGAAGUACGUCACAGGGUCCACGAGUGGAGGGAAGAGUUGAUGCCUGAUGAAAUCCAAGGAUUGUUAAAUCAAAAUAUGAUUAUACGGUAGAAAUGAGAGAUACCGCUAAUUUAUUUUGAAGAAUCCAUAUUGAAAUACUAAGGUAUAUCACUAAGGUAUAUCAUAUGAACAAGAAAAGAUGUUUCAUGAGUCUGGAUGAACCAUGCUUUGAUCUACAACAAGUGAAGAGCACCAGCAUCUGCUGGGAAACUCCAGGAGCAUUCUAUGAGUGACAAUUUAAUUAAAUAAACGUAAUUAGGGAAUUCAACCUAAGAAUGAGUCGUAAUGAACCCAGGGAAGUAUGAUGCUGUUCAUGUAUCAGAUAUAUUUUGUUGGUGUUUUUGUUGUGUUUUUCCUUUUGCAUUCUACAUUUGUACAUGUGUGAAAACUCAUAUUGCUGACUAUACAUUGUAUUACAUGGGAACCCGAGUAUUCAUUGUUUCUCUCAUGUUUGUUGUAACUGAGCAACUGCCAAAGACGGAAGGUGGUGCAUUGGAGUCAGGAUAUAUAAGCAGCCAAUCAAUGGCCAUCGGCUCACGUGGCCAGCACGUAUGAACAUAACUGUAACCACAGACUCUUUUGGUACCAAGUAAAGUUUCAACAGGAUCA